Molecule: messenger RNA, 3401 nt
Organism: Bombyx mandarina (wild silkworm)
Lineage: Eukaryota; Metazoa; Arthropoda; Insecta; Lepidoptera; Bombycidae
Gene: Fkbp59
Product: FK506-binding protein 59kD
Molecular function (GO): peptidyl-prolyl cis-trans isomerase activity; protein binding
Source: RefSeq, a predicted model, not a curated record
UUUCAAUAGAGUUUUCCAGAAAAUACCGAAUUCAUAACAUAAAAGCAUUAAUAAAUUAAAAUCGCACUUUCACGAAUUCUUAAUAAAGGUCUGAUUUGAAAAAUAAAAUAAUGACUGUGGAUCAGGGAGUCGAUAUUACAAAGAAUGGAGAUCGUGGAGUCCUAAAACGCAUUACCAGGGAAGGAGAGGGUACCGAAACUCCUAACCAAGGAUGCCAUGUGAGUGUGCAUUAUGUUGGGACACUACUAGAUGGUACCAAGUUUGAUUCCAGCAGGGACAGAAACGAACCGUUCGAAUUUUGUUUGGGCAAAGAUGGUGUAAUAGAAGCAUGGAAAAUUGGUGUACCUACAAUGAAGAAGGGUGAAGUUUGCAUUCUGACUUGUGCUCCUGAAUAUGCCUACGGAGCAAGUGGCAGCCCACCAAAAAUACCUCCAAAUGCAACGUUGCAGUUUGAGAUUGAAAUGAUUGAUUGGAGAUUGGAAGAUCUUAGUCCUACCAAGAACAAAGGCAUACUGCGCCAUAUCCUCGAAGCUGGUACAGGUCUUGACAGCCCCAACGAUGGUGCAUUGGUCACAGUUGAACUAGAAGGGAGACUGCAAGGUGAUAGCAAAAUAUUCGAUCAGAGAACAGUAACAUUUUCACUCGGUGAAGGUACCGAACACAAUAUAUGCGAAGGUAUAGAACGAGCUCUAGAGAAAUUUUUGAAAGAUGAGAAAUCCCGGUUAAUUAUCCAGCCUAAAUAUGCCUUUAAGUCCGAAGGGAAUUCAGAAUUGGGUGUCCCGCCUAAUUCUGUCGUAGAAUAUGUAGUCAAAUUGAACAAUUUUGAAAGAGCCAAAGACUCUUGGUCAAUGGACGGAAAUGAAAAACUGGAGCAAGCUAAGAUCUUUAAGGAGAAAGGAACAAACUAUUUCAAACAGAACAAAUUUCAGUUAGCCAUCAAAACGUAUAAGCGGGCCGUGUCUUUUGUUGAUGAUAUCCCCGAAGAUGUUGGUGAAACGGCUGAAAACAAAACAAAAGCUACUGAAAUACUCCUGUCAGUUCAUCUGAACCUCGCUCUAGUUUACUUGAAGGUGACUCCAAUCCACCACUUCGAAGCGAAAGACCAUGCGACCAAAGCCCUGAAAUUUGACGAGAAUAAUGUCAAAGGCCUUUUUAGGAGAGGUCAGGCUCUGCUCGGACUGGGAGAAGCAGAUUUGGCACUAAAAGACUUCCAAAAGAUUAUUGAAAUUGAACCACAGAACAAAGCAGCUGCCAAUCAGAUAAUAGUCUGUAGAGCUGCAAUAGAGAAACAGAAGAGGAAAGAGAAGCAGCUGUACGCGAAUAUGUUCGACAAGUUUGCGAAGCACGACAACGAGGUGGAGAGACAAAGAGCUAAAGCGGAGAUAGACGUGAUAGGGGAGAAAGUGGGGGAGUGGGGGAUCGGUGAAGGGGAGUGGACAGACGAACAACGUCACAGGAAACCUACAGAAUUCGAAAAGGAAAACCCUAACAUUCUCAUGUUAAACCGAGACGGACAGUUCGAGAACAUGUAAACAAAACUGAUGUAUCGCAGCCUUGGCAAAGUCGUGGUGUUAUAAUUUCAUCCAUAACUUGCUACCUCAAUACGGCACGUGGAAGUCAAGCACGUGGGACACCUGAUGGAUCAACUAUUUAUUGUCGCUUGUUAACGUCGGCCUACCAGUGGCUUGCUUACAAAAGCUCUAGCUUUUUCAUCUCAUGCAAUAUUACAAAACGGUUUCAAUGAAACUGUCACUCUUUAUGAUCUCGUUAGAAAGGUAUUGAUGUGUGUAACCAGACAACGACGGUCGACAACAUCACGACGUAACCUCUGAUACAUGGUGAGCAGAAUUAUAUAUAUUUUAAUAAAGUUAAUGUUUAUGAGAAAAAGUAUUUAAAUUUAUGAAUUAGUAAAGUGAUUUAAAAGCAAUAUUAGUGCAAUAAUUUUAUUGUAACUUAAUUUAAGUCGUAGCUGGGAGAAUAUUUUGGUUAAGCAUUAAUGUUAUGUCAAUAGUAACCAAUAAUAAUAGCCUUUGACUGAUACUAAAUUAACUUAGCGUGAAAACUUAUAUCUUAACAAAGAACAAUCUUAGAACAAUUUAGAUGUUUUGAUAACAUAUAAACAAUAAUAUUUAAAAUGUCAAACGUUUAAAAAUAUAACUUCUAAUAUGUAUUUUGGGAUUGACAAAAAACAGAAUUUAGUACAAUAAACAUAUAUAUGUAUACUAUGUACCCUUAAUUUUUUAAACUUUAAUUGCUUUUAGACUGCCUCAAUUGUUCUCGAUAGGGCAGUGAUUUAUCAGGCUUCAAUUAUUCUCAGAACACAGUGAUUAAAUACUUAAAAAUGAAUACCUACUUAAAAAUGCAAUUGGUUGUAAGACGUAACAACGAAUUUCGAUCAGCUUGUGACAAUACUGAAUGAAGUAAAUGAUCUAAUGUGAAAAAAAACCUUAUAUUGUAUUAGAAAUUACAAAUGUCAAUGAAUGAAAUACAUUUUAAUGUAAGAAGUAGAUUUUACAAAACGUUUUGCCAUAAAGAUGCCUUUUAUUAUUAUUUAGAAGUAAACAUAAUUAUAUUACGCACACUUUAGAUAUAGUUUAGAUUAUAUGUAAUGCCUUAACUAAUAUAUAUAUAGCCUAGAUUAAUUCAACACAUCCCUGUUGUAUGAAAAAUGUACAAAAAAGAAUAUAUAACUCUUAUAUUUAUAUAUUUAUAAAUUAUAAUUCUGCUCAUCAAUGUAUUUAAUCAGACAUUUCUGAUACAUUUCCGAACUGUACUGAAAGUUACUAAGUUAACUAUCUACAUAAAUAAGCGUUUGUUUAAACUAUUCUGGAAAGCGAACACAAACUCAGACGGACACAAAAAUAAAACAUGAAUUUAAUUAAAUGUACCAUUCCUCUCUGUUUUUUUGUUUUAGUUGAGUCUUGUUUCUGAUAAUUUUUAAAUAAAUGAAUUCUGGCAAUUAUUUUAAUGUUAUCUAUCUUAAACUUACACUCGACAUAUUUUAUCAACAUAAUAUGUUAUGUCGACGUUAGCUUAAAGAAAGCUUUAACGAAUAUCUAGAUGAGUCUCCGCUAGAAGGUACAGGGUUAAAAAACUUAUUAAAAUGACUCGCAUUUCUACUGAAGUAUAUAAUAAUAUGUACAUUAGAACCCAGUUCGAACGCAUACAUCUUGUAUUGUUUGUAACUAAAUGAGUAUUCUCCUCUAACGCUGGCCUUAAGAGAGAGAUGGAGAUAAUUCCCGAACAGUCACGGUCCUAGAAUGAGUAGCAACAAGUCAAUUUAAAAAUGAUUGUUCUGUUUGUCAAAUGGUUAAAUGACUGUUUAGUUUUGCUAGAUUUAUUACUGUAUGUACCUAGUUUGGGGGCAAUGUUAAAUUUGAAUAAAGCUUUUUAAGAGGCAA